Molecule: messenger RNA, 1936 nt
Organism: Effrenium voratum
Lineage: Eukaryota; Dinophyceae; Suessiales; Symbiodiniaceae
Source: the annotation of a GenBank genome assembly
GGGGACGAGCCCUGGAAUCCGUCACAUGAACUGUUGGUGAAGUCGAUGGGUCAAAGCUUUGCCAUGGCAAAGCAGCCAUCGGCGAGCGAGAGAAGUAGAUCCACCCUGCGAUGGGUGUGACGUCGCCUCCAUCCAGAGGACUGGCGCGUUUGCCGCAUGACCUGCAGAGGCAGCUUCGAGAAAUCGAGUCCAUACGAGCGCAGGGCAGCGUGCCCUCGUUGCAGCUAUGCACAGCGGCCAUUUCUGGCUGCGGUCGCGCGCGAGUGUCGCAGAUGGCCCUGGACCUUCUGUCGCAGAUGCAUCAGGAAGGUCCAAGCCCCGACAGCUUCUGUUGCAACAGCGCCCUCAAGGCGUGCGCCAGCUUGGAGGAAAAGCUCCAUAUCUUCGAGGGCAUGCAGAAGCAGGGAACGGCCCCAGACGUCGCCACGUACGGCGCCCUGAUGUCGGCCUUGGGCCGGGAAAGCCGCUGGGAAGACUGCCUGGACAUGAUGCAACACAUGGCCUCCCAAAGUGUGGAGUCCAACGUCAUCGUGUAUGGCGCCGGCAUCUCGGCGUGCGAUAAGGGCAAGCAGUGGCAGACAGCGCUGCUGCUGUUGGAGAGAAUGUCCGCGGGGCGGGUGGCCUCGCUGGUGUGCAGCAGCGCCGCCAUGAGCGCUUGUGCCGGCGGGCAGCAGUGGGAGGCCGCCCUGAAUCUGCUGGACGAGACGCGAAAGCAAGGGCUGGAAGCAGACCUCAUCAUGUUCAACGCCGGCAUCCGCGCCUGUGGUCAGGGCGGGCAGUGGCAGCGCUCGCUGCAGCUGCUGCACAGCUUGCAGGCCGACAGGAUGAGCCCAAACCUGAUCAUCUACAACGCCGUGGCCGAUGCCUUGAGUCAGUGUACAAACUGGGAGCUGGUGCUUGAGUUCCUGCAGGAGAUGAGGCGAGGCGGCUUGGUGCCCGACGCUGUCGCCAGCAGCAGCGUGAUGCAGGCCUGCGGCUUGGCCGCCAGGUGGCAGGACGCGCUGGGGGUCUUUUGGGGCAUCCGCCAAGAUCGCCUGGAUGUCAUCGCGUUCCACUCAGCCAUCGCUGCGUGUGGGGAGGCCAGUGAGUGGGAGCCGGCCGUGGCAUUGCUCGACCGCAUGAGGCGCACAAAGCUGCGCCCAGACGCGCGGCUCCUGUCCGCGGCGCUGAGCGCUUGCGCCAAGUGCGGGCAGUGGCAAGUGGCCUUGGCGCUCUUGAGUGGCCCUGUGGACCAAGCCUGCUACAACGCCGCCAUCACCGCGUGCGGCAAGGGCUUGCGCUGGGAUGUGGCGCUGGCGCUGCUUGGGGAUCGUGCUGAUGCUGUGGGCUACUGUGCGGCCAUUACUGCCUGUGAGAAGGGCUUCGAAUGGCGCAAGGCGGUGGCAUUGUACAGUCAGAUGCUGUCCAGAGAAAUCCAGCCCGGGGCCGUUGCCCUGAACGCCGUGAUAACUGCGCUGGACCGGUGCUACCAGUGGGCCCAUGCCUUGGCCUGGCUGGAAAUGGCAAUUCAUGCGGGAAGCGCAGACGAGGUUGCCCUACAUGUGAGCCUUUGUGCUUUGGCCACCGCCAGCAAGUGGGAGGUUCUGCUCCAGCAGCUCUGGCGCGAGGUGCCCAGCGCGGAGGUGUGGCCCAACGCGGAGGCCUUCAGCCAAGCGAUGCUCGCAUGCUACCGCAGCGGCGAGACAGAGGUGUGGCCCUCCUGCCUGCAGCUCCUGGCCGCCGCGGAAAGCUCCCAGCUGGCGCUGGGCGCCACCGAGUAUGCUUGCGCUGCCCGCGCCUGCGGCAGAGGCGGCGUAUCCUUUGGGCAAAGCAGCGAUUUCCAGCGCCCAGGAGCCGAGGUCUCAGAGAUGACCAACGCACUUGCCUGGGCCAACGAGGCAACCGCCGACAGGUCCCUGGUCAUUCCAUAUCGAGGAAUCAUUUUACCAUGCUAGCG